Molecule: messenger RNA, 372 nt
Organism: Cutaneotrichosporon cavernicola
Lineage: Eukaryota; Fungi; Basidiomycota; Tremellomycetes; Trichosporonales; Trichosporonaceae
Exons: 3
Coding region: 1-372 (123 amino acids)
Source: RefSeq, a predicted model, not a curated record
AUGUUCAGCCUCCUCGUCGUCCUUCUUCCCUUCAUCUCGGCGUCGCCGGUCGAACUCGAGACCCGUGACCGAGCCACCACUCCUGCUGGGUGGAAGUCGUACGGCUGCCACUUUGACUGUUACGACGGUAUGAACCGCUACCUCCCCCACAAGGCCUACUCGAACGACCUCAACUCGCCUCGCAAGUGUACAAAGGCCUGCGAGAAGGCCGGGUACAAGUUUGCUGGCGUGCAGUUCGGCAAGGAGUGCUGGUGCGGGAAUGAGCUCGGCGGGCAGUUGACCGACGACAAGGAGUGUUUCAUCCAGUGCCCAAAGGCCGCCAAGGAGACAUGCGGCGGCCCAUGCCGCAACUUCAUCUACGGCUUGGCAUAA